AUGAUUUCCUAAUAUAUUAAUUCUGGGAGAAAUCAUACCGAAGACAUAUUCUUGGGAAAAUCUUGCAGGCAUCGUGUCAAAAGGCUGCUUCACAAGAAUAGUGAUUAUCUCCUCACUCUGCACCCCACAGGAAGGGAGCAUACUCAGGUGAACAAUUCAAACCACCCAUCUACGAUAACUGAGAAUACUGUCUUUAUACUCCAAUCAUGGAUGAAUCUCAACACUUGAAUAAACCAACAGAGGCAAAAACUUCAGAGCAAAAGAAAGCUAAAUGCUGUGAUUCACUCAAGAUGUUCUUGGCAGCUCUGUCCUUCAGCGUUUUUUGUAGAUUGAUAAGUGGGAUCAGUAUGAAAACUGCCAUUACUCAUAUUGAAAGGAGAUUUGACCUACCCUCUUCCGUUGCUGGUUUCAUUGAUGGAGGCUUUGAGAUGGGAAAUUUGCUUGUGAUUGUAUUUGUAAGUUAUUUUGGAUCCAAACUACACAGACCAAAAAUCAUUGGAAUCGGUUGUGUCAUUAUGGGAACUGGAAGUAUUCUGACUGCUUUACCUCAUUUCUUCAUGGGAUAUUACAGGUAUUCUAUAGAAACCCAUAUUAAUACAACAGAGAAUAUAAUAGCAACUUGUUCAGCUAAUCAGACCACAGCACUGACUCCAUCACCUGAGAUAGCGGAAAAGGGCUGUGAGAAGGAAUCUGAGUCAUACAUGUGGAUCUAUGUUCUGAUGGGGAACAUGCUUCGUGGAAUAGGGGAAACCCCUAUCGCACCCCUGGGAAUUUCUUAUAUUGAUGACUUUGCUAAAGAACAAUCCUCUGUUUAUCUAGGCAUUUUACAAACAGUUUCUGUGCUCGGCAUAAUCUUUGCCUUUUUGAUAGGAGCCGUAUUUACUAAAAUGUAUGUGGAUACUGGCUAUGUAGAUCUGAGCACUAUCAGAAUAACUUCCGAGGACUCCCGUUGGGUUGGUGCUUGGUGGCUUGGUUUCCUUAUAGCUGGAGUACUCUCCUUUAUUGCUUCCCUGCCAUUCUUUUCCCUACCUCGAAAUCCAACUGAACCACAGGAAGAAAGGAAAGUUUCAAAGGAUUUGCAUGAAUUCAAAAUAAGUGGAGAACAAAAACAAACCCAUCAUAGGCAACGUUCUGCUUUAAGUGUGACUGGUUUUUUGCAGUCCAUGAAGUACCUCCUUACCAAUCACCUAUAUGUGAUAUUUGUGCUUUUGACCUUGGUAGUAUUCAGUAGCCACGUUGGUAGCUUUACUCAUCUCUUCAAAUAUAUAGAGCAACAGUAUGGUUAUUCAAUAUCGCAAGCUAACUUGUUAGGAGCCCUAACCAUACCUAUCAUGGCAAUUGGAACAUUAUUAGGAGGAUAUCUCAUUAAAAAACUCAAAAUGACGUUGAUUGGAAUUGCCAAGUUUUCAUUUUUUGUUUCAUUAAUGGGCUUCAUAUGCCACCUGUCAUUUUUUCUUGUAAUGUGUGAUCGCAAGUCUGUUGCCGGCUUAACUUUAGGCUAUGAUGGAAUCAGCCCACUGACAUCUCAGACAAAUGCAACACUUUCUUACUGUAAUCUGGACUGCAAUUGUGAUGAAAGUCAAUGGGAGCCGAUCUGUGGGGACAAUGGAAUGACUUACUUGUCACCUUGUCUAGCAGGAUGUACAUCUAGAGGUAGCAGUGAAAACUCUACUAUGUUCUACAACUGUAGUUGUCUUGAAAUUUCUGGUUUCAAGAGCAAAAAUUAUUCUGCUCAUUUGGGUGAAUGUCCAAGAGAUAAUCAUUGUAAAAUGAAACUCUACAUUUUUGGAAGUGUGCAAGCCUUGGAUGCUUUUUUUGUUUCCUUGGGAUCUGUUACAUAUAUUAUGUUGCUCGUGAAGAAUGUUUUACCUGAAUUGAAAUCACUUGCGAUGGGGUUCCAUUCUCUGAUCAUGAGAGGAAUAGGAGGGCUUCUAGCUCCAAUAUACUUUGGGACCAUGAUUGACAGAACAUGCAUGAAGUGGUCCACCACAGGCUGUGGAGCACGAGGAGCCUGUAGGAUCUAUGAUUCAAAGUCAUUUGGAACUACUUUGUUGGGCUUGGCUGGUAUCUUGAAAUUUCUAGCACUUAUUCUGUAUAUUGUAUUAAUUUAUGCCAUGAAGAAAAAAUAUGAAGGAAAAGAUUUUAAGGCAUUGGAAAAAGAAGGAAAUAUCAAGGAUGAGGCAAAAUUAGAAUUUUUAAGCAGCAAUGGACAUUCUGCACCUUCUCGUUCAGUAUACAAUGACACAAAUAUUUAAGGCAACAAAAAGAUACAACAGUGCAAUAGUGAAGGAAUAGGGUGUCAUUCUUCCAUUCCUGGUCAAUUCUGUAAGACUCACUACACUCUACAUAUGAUGGAAUGAUGAAUAAGCCUAUGAAUAUGCAAUCAAACAAAUAAAAACAUAAAGAAUGGAGUAGUCAUUGUUAGGAUAUAGCUAAGUGAGUAAUAUUGAAAAAAAUAUGAUCCAAAGAAAUUGAGAGUCGAGGCCUAUUGAGAGUCGAGAGUUUCUGAUUACAUUUAAAGUUAGGCUAUAACAAAAGAAAAACUAUUUGCUAGGGCGAUCACAGCUUUUACAGAAUCUAUUAUCUAGAAAUUAGAUAGAGAUGAAAAAGAGGAGAGAAAUUAAUCGUCCAAAUAAUGAGAAAAGUCUGAUGUCUUGAAAAAAAAGAAGACUAGAAAAAAAGGAAAAAGGAAAAGGUGAAGAAAAGAAGAGAAAACAGAAAAGAAAAAAAACAAAAGAAAAGGAAAAGGAAAGAAAGAAAUGGAUGAUGUUACUCACUCCUGAUGUAUCCUCUUAUGGGGAUUUAUGGGAUCUUGACUUGCAUUGUUUAUGUUGUCAUAUAUUUUACAGACUUUAUUAAUGUAAAAUUUGAAAUUGAUUUUGCAAUUUGGAUGUAUCUUCUUUCCACCUUCCAUUAAAAUAGUGCUAAAUAAAUUGAGAUAUUAAAAUACUGGCAAGCUAUGAUUAUCAGAAAAAUGUCACAGAAGAUAAGAUUCUAUCAGACUCACAGAAACAGAUUGAGACAAAUCUACUUUGACUUGAGAAAGUAAAGGCCAUUCCAUAGAUACAGUUUUAUUUUACCUAUCCUCCAGAAGAAAUGAGGUAUGUUAUCUAUCAGAUCUCAUCAUUCCAUGAAGGUUUUUUGUUUAUUUAUUUGUGUUGGUGUACAAAAAGAUAUUUUCCUCUAUUAGCUGUAUCUUCUCUAUCAGGACAAGGAGAAUAAAUAAAAACAAACACUUGGA
This is a messenger RNA of Cavia porcellus (domestic guinea pig), 3241 nucleotides long. Its product is annotated as solute carrier organic anion transporter family member 1B3. Gene Ontology annotation, cellular component: plasma membrane. The record is from RefSeq and is a predicted model, not a curated record. Bases 207 to 2255 code for a protein of 682 amino acids. NCBI's taxonomy places the organism in Eukaryota, Metazoa, Chordata, Mammalia, Rodentia, Caviidae. Gene Ontology annotation, molecular function: bile acid transmembrane transporter activity; protein binding. The transcript is spliced from 15 exons. Gene Ontology annotation, biological process: transmembrane transport; sodium-independent organic anion transport; bile acid and bile salt transport.